Messenger RNA from Hydatigera taeniaeformis, 3639 nucleotides. The record is from the annotation of a GenBank genome assembly. NCBI's taxonomy places the organism in Eukaryota, Metazoa, Platyhelminthes, Cestoda, Cyclophyllidea, Taeniidae.
AUGCCGUCUGGAGGUGGGGCCCGAAUGUGGGCACGAUCAGGUGCGGGAGAAGGCGCUGGAUUUGGAGAGGGUGGACAAAAUGAGACACCUGAAGAGCCAGCGGCGGCCCCGCAUUCUCCACCGCCGUGGGUUGGUGGGCCUCCAAGGUUUAGCCUCAUGCAUUUUUACAGAAACCCCAUAACCAAAUAUCAAUUGUUUCAAGGCGCACAAUUAUUCUUUGAUCGCACCCUAUCAUUUCCUGUGGAUGGGGGUGAUUACGGCAUACCCAUGGCCAUUGCUGCUCCAAUGGGCGUUCUACAUGCAAAGCAUAUGGAAGAAUUGCUUUUGGGACGCGAAGCGAGCUUCAUUAACAAAUUGCAUCACCCAAUCGUAAAAAAUGCUUUAUCACGCGAGGAAAUGGACGAGAUGGUGCGAUUUUUGUUGAUAACUCCCACUUACGAUGAGUGCAUGGAAAAAUUGAGGCCAUUGUCAACGCGUAUGGUGUUUGAGAUUUUGGUAAGUAUAAUUCAACGCGCUCAAAAUCUACGAGUGCACGUCGGCUGUAUUCCCACCUCCUGCAUGAAGGCUGUAGACCUUCUCGAUCCCUCGCCCUUUCAGCAGCACCCACCGCCCGAGUCAUCACAGACAACGGAGCAGUACAUGAGCACAGUAGGGCAAAUUAUGCUUGAAGAAAAGGACUUGUUGCAGACAAUAGCCAAUGUUUAUAAUUACCAGCUCUACAAGGACUUAAAGCGGUCCGAGAAUCGACACGUUCACCUUGUCUUUCGAUUCAUGUUAAUUAAUCUAAUGCGACUGCUACGAGACUUCUGCUUGGCUUCGCCCUUGCCUGACGGUUUGGUGGAGGACAGAUUCCUCCUCCUCGACUACACUCGAACACGCGUGGAGUUAAUGUCCACGAUUGUACGUCAACUGAAAAUCAAAUUUGGACGAUAUUUACUUCUACCAGCCGACUUCUCCAAAGAAACACAGAGAGAGGAGGGCGACCCUAACCUUAUGGCUUUGGCUGAACGCAUUCUCUCCAAUUUAAUUCUACUGAACACUCCUGAGGCAUGGUAUAUUGGCGCCGUGGUGUCCGACUUCAUCCUUCACAGCAUCCCGAAUUGCAAUUUUCAAGAUUCUGAUUGCUCCUGUCAGCGUCUUGAACAAUUCUAUCCUGGGGCUCUUUCCAGGAUGUGUGGGCCGAUCAUGGAGGUGCCGUCGGAUGACAGCUCUGAUGCAUCUACAGAACCGAUGUUGGGUGGAACUUCGCCACCGGCGUGGGAGGGCGGUCCACCAGUGUUUAAUUUAAUGGACGCUAUUAGAGUAGUCAUUACUGCUGACAUGAUGUUUGAGUGCUCAGGAGUCCGCUUUGAAGAGGAUCUGUUGACUCAAAAUGACGAUGGCGACUACUGCAUACCGCUGCCCAUUGCGGCAAUGAUGCUCAUCCUACGUGAGAAGUUUGAGGAGGAGUUGAGUCAAAGUUACAUGUACAGCUUCUUUACUAGGCUUGAAUAUCCAGCUAUACCGAAACUUAAUCCACCGGAGGUUGUUGAGCAGAUGGUCGCAUUUUUAAUGCGAGCCACUUCACUUGAAACGUGUCGAGAAAGUUUCGCCUCUGUCUCCGCACGCAUGGUGUUUGAAGUGCUGGUGGAGUUGAUCCAAAGGACGGACUUCCUCAGGCUGCCCAUAUCCAUUGACACCGCUCGAGUCAUGCACAAUGUGGACCUCAUCAAGCAUAGGUACGGCGGACCAGAGCAGCCCUUUCCCCAAACCAACUCGGAGGCUGGGUACAUGGGUAAUGUGAUCGAAGACAUCAUUACGGACGAUGCUUUAAAACGCCGAACUCCAAACAUUCUCAACUACCUCUGGUUCAGAGACAUAAAUAAUAUGGAUAGGGAAGAUGUGAAAAAUCUUUAUCAGUUCAUUAUGAUCAAUUUUUUGGAAAUACUGCGAAUGUACUGCUGUGCUGCCAUCGCCACAACUGAGGGCAUCGAGGUUGACCAGUACAUGCUCAUCAAUUUUGCUCAAACACAUACCGCGGCCAUCGAGAUGGCGCUUCGAGUCCUGGGCAAUAAGGUGGGCAAGUACAUAAUUAGCACACCGCCUGAGUUCGCACAAGAGCUCCUUCAAGAAAUGGGAGCAAUCCAUUUGCCUGAAGCCGUCAUCAAGGGCAAAUUCUUCUUCAAUCUACUGUUACUGAACCAACCAAAGGUGUGGUCGCCAGUGGCCACUUUACGAGACAUCUUCAAUCACGAUCAACCCAAUUGCAACUUCCAAGUGGAGCAAUGCAUUUGCCAAACCUUUAAAACAAUCUUUCCGCAUGUGGUUGAACAACUGACAACUAUCAUGGAGAAAGUGGUAUGCCCAGGCGGGGAGAAUGAGGGCGACACAGGCUGCCCACCGCCGUCAAGGGGCCCGUCACUCAUGCCCUGUCUGAUGAGCCUCAUCCAAACACCCAUUCCCGAGUAUGCAUUUUUUGAAGGCGCAAAAAUGCGUUUUAUGUGCGAUCUAAUAACGCCAUGCGAUGAUGGUCCGUACUGCAUACCAUUGUCCAUUGCAGCAUCGAUGCAAAUACUCCAUGAGAAGCAUGAAAAAGAACUGGCUUGUGGACGGGGGAAGAGCUUUUUGCGGAAGUUAGAUUAUCCAGGAAUGUCGCAAAGCACUCCACCCGAAAAUCUGGAUAAGCUAACUCAGAUUUUGUUGGAGGCUGGUUGCUACGAUCAGUGCAAGUGUGUUCUACAGAAUUUUUCCGCAUACAUGGUUUUUAAAAUUGUUGUCGAUUUAAUUCAACGAGUUCAAAACUUGCGGCUACCAAUUUCCCUUGACACUGCUCUUGCUAUGCGCGAUGUGGAUUUCACUCAGUACGGAUUUGGGUCAGCACCACUGUGUGUGGCUGAAAAAGACACAGAAAGUGAGCAUCUGAGCCGGAUGGCACAAGAGAUGGCCACAGAUGACUCCUAUAAACAAAGGCUUCCAAACAUCAUCCAUUACCUAUGGUUCAAGGACUUGAAUGCGGCUGACAACCAGCAGACAGCACUUCUAUUUCGAUACAUUGUGCUCAACCUAAUCCAUCUACUGCGUCAAUACAUUAAGACUGCUGCUCGUACCAGUGAGGUGGAGGACAGUCGAUACCUCUUCAUUGAUUAUAGUCAAAUGAAUGCAAAGUCCGUGUUACCCAUACUAAGAGUGUUGGGUAAUAAUUUUGGCGAAUUUCUGAUUCGAGAACCACCCAACUUUUACUCACAAUGCUAUCGGCCCGAGAUGGUUUGCAAUCUAUCGCAUACGGAUAUCAUGGGAACUUUUUUCUUGGACCUACUACUGAUGAACACCCCGGAAGCGUGGUAUCCCAAUGCCAGCGUGGAGUGUUUCAUCAUUCACGACUGUCCCGACUGCAACUUCCAAAACGAGCAUAACCUUGAGCUAGUCGUGAGAAUAGCCAAGGACGUGAUUUCAUCGCAGCUGUGGUCGGUACGUCUCGUGAUUGAGAAGGUGAUGAGUUCUGCUGGGUAUCCUGGCGCGAAACCCUGCGGGCAUCACAUAUUCAAGGACUUUUGUGACACUUCCGAACACAGCCAAGCUUUUGUUGCCUCUCAAUUAAGUAAUCCAGUGAAAGGUCCUGAACUUUAUAAAGAAUCAUAUUCUAAAGAUAAGGUAGCCUGA